CUUCUACUCAAAUCACAAUUGUAUGUAAUCGUGUGCUUCAAAUUAUCUUCGAGAUGAAGAUAUGUUAUGUAAAUUUCAGGGACAGGAAUUCCAGCCACUUUAUUUCUUCCAUGCUGUUCAUACUCUUCCUUUGCACCGAGUUGGCUUUUUGCGGUACAGAAGCAGAAGCCAUAGGAGUAUGCUAUGGAAGGCUGGGUGACAACUUACCAUCUCCAGUGGAAGUGGCUGCCAUGUACACUUCCAACAGGAUUGGCAAAAUGAGAAUAUAUGAUGCUGAUCAGGAGACUCUCAAAGCAUUCCAAAACACAGGCAUAGAAGUAACAGUGGGAGUCCCAAAUGAGAAGCUCCCUAACAUUGCAUCCAGCCAAGACAUAGCAAAGCAGUGGGUUAUAGACAACAUUCAGCCCCACUACCCCACAACCCAGAUCAAAUACAUCUCAGUGGGAAAUGAGAUUCUACCUGAUACUCCCUACACAGCCAAUCUCUUUCCUGCCAUGAAAAACAUCUACAGUGCACUCCAAUCCAUGGAUCUACAGAACCAAAUCAAGGUCUCUACAACAAUACCCAUGUCUGUUCUUAACAAAUCUUAUCCUCCCUCUGCGGGAACCUUCAGCCCUAAAAUCACCCCAAUCAUGCAGUCCAUCUUGAACUUCCUGUCACAAACAAAGUCCCCCUUUAUGGCAGAUGUAUACCCCUAUUUUGCCUAUGUCUCUGAUCCCACAGACAUUUCUCUGGCUUAUGCCCUGUUCCAAAGGCAAACCCCCAAUGAAGUGGGGUACAAGAAUUUGUUUGAUGCAAGUGUGGAUGCUCUCAUUUAUGCCAUGGAAGCUUUGGGUCAUUCAGACAUUCCUAUUGUUGUUGCUGAAAGUGGGUGGCCUUCUGAUGGGAAUGCUAAUGGUGGUGCAAAUAUAACAAAUGCAAAGAUUUACAAUAAUAACUAUAUCAAGCAUAUUUUGUCUGGACAAGGGACUCCCAAGAGGCCUAACCAGAUAUUGGAGGCUUUUGUGUUUGCCCUGUUUAAUGAAGAUUUGAAGCCUGGAGAUAUCACUGAGAAGCAUUUUGGGCUCUUUCAGCCUACUAAAGCAGAAGUUUACCCUGUGAACUUUACAGGUUAAAAUCUACAGGAUUGCAUGUUUUUUCCCCAUAUUUUAUAAGUGCUGUGUGAGGUUUAUGCAUUAAUAACUAUGGUAUUGAGUCUAUGGACUGCUCCCAAAGGACAAGUCAAAUCCAAUGUUCUCAAUAGAACUGUAUGAGCAAUUAUACAUAUAAUAUGUAAUAAUAAAAUGUCUAGAAAUGAGUACUUAUGA
Molecule: messenger RNA, 1307 nt
Organism: Cryptomeria japonica (Japanese cedar)
Lineage: Eukaryota; Viridiplantae; Streptophyta; Pinopsida; Cupressales; Cupressaceae
Product: glucan endo-1,3-beta-glucosidase, acidic
Exons: 2
Coding region: 54-1115 (353 amino acids)
Biological process (GO): carbohydrate metabolic process
Cellular component (GO): plasma membrane
Molecular function (GO): hydrolase activity, hydrolyzing O-glycosyl compounds
Source: RefSeq, a predicted model, not a curated record